CAAUAUACAUUAUCCUCUCUCUGGUGUCUUUGAAACUCUUUCAGUCUUCAGUUGCAAUAAUGUUGACGCAGCAAGUGUUGCAUCUACCACCCCAGAAACUGUUUUUCUCCUGUUCCCCUUUCAAUGUUAGAAAAAUCCCAUCUUUUGUGAAUUGUAAAAAUGGGUAUGCUUAUAGUUACUGCACAGUAAAUGCUCUAACUUUGGAUGAACUUCCCCCAAACGCACUUCGGAGGAAGAGAGAACCGCAAUGGAGAGGAGGUUUCAGCCUUGGGCUUGACUUGGGAUUGGCUCGCACUGGCCUUGCCCUAAGCAAAGGCUUCUCCAUUCGCCCCUUAACCGUGUUGGAACUGCGAGGACAGAAGCUUGAGGUUCAGAUUAUUAACAUUGCUGAACAAGAGGAGGUUGAUGAGUUUAUAAUUGGGCUUCCAAAAUCUGCUGAUGGCAAGGAAACACCUCAGUCAAACAAAGUCCGAAGUGUUGCUGGAAGGCUUGCUGUUCAAGCUGCCGAGAGGGGUUGGAGAGUAUAUCUACAAGAUGAACAUGGGACAACGACAGAAGCCAUGGAUCGAAUGGUCAACAUGGGUUUGAGUAAGUCCAGUCAACAAAAGAAACUUGAUGCCUUUGCUGCCAUGAUGGUACUGGAGAGAUAUUUCUCCACUUCAGGUCAGGGUACUGAACUUGUUCUGCCCAAAAAUCUAGAAUUACAAGCAAAACUUCAAAGGGGUCCUCCCAAAGAUGUUGAUUUUUUCUCUGAUGAAGAUUAAUCUCAGAAUGUUUGCCGUGUUCCAUUAGCUUCUGUGGUGAAUUUUAUGAUGAUGUCUGGCAAGGGUUGAUAACAUAUUGUGCAGCAGCUUACUUGUAUGUACCAUUCCUUCAUGUUGACAAAUUGCAAUUAUGCAUGAGAAGGUUUUGAGAAAAGAGAAAGAUAUUCCAGUAAUCUGUGAUCAUGAUGAAGGAUUUAGAUUUUAGAUCAAGAAUUGAAAUUAUUGUAAAAGAGUGCAGAUAAAUGAAAUGAGUAAAUAAAUGGUUUUAGAAUUA
Molecule: messenger RNA, 1038 nt
Organism: Vigna unguiculata (cowpea)
Lineage: Eukaryota; Viridiplantae; Streptophyta; Magnoliopsida; Fabales; Fabaceae
Product: Polynucleotidyl transferase, ribonuclease H-like superfamily protein
Biological process (GO): rRNA 5'-end processing
Source: RefSeq, a predicted model, not a curated record